UAUAAGUUAAAGUCCUCCAUUAAAGGCCGCAUCUUUCGUCCGCUGAACUCAAUCAAAUUUCUAAUGCUUUUUAUUUUUCCCUUUUUUUUAGUUUUUUGAGGUGGAUUUUUUCUGCUUUAUUCGAUAAAGUUGCAGAAGCUUGAUCAUGGCGGGAUCCGUUUUCUUGCCUUUACUUUGAUGCAUUUUUUUUUUUAUUUCACGUAAAGUGAAGUCUCACAGCGACAAUCGGGGGACCUUUUUCUGGGAAUGAAGUUGUAGAAGCUAAGCGAGGUUUCAUGGAGAGAUUGGCGUUCUUUUGCCUCUUUGACGUAUGUAUUGGGGUUGAAGUUCUCAUUUUGAAUGUUUGGGUUCUACGCUGUUUUUCUGCGUUUUGUGAGGUGUUCUUUUUGGUGCAUUAGUGGAAUGUUUGAUGAUUAAGAAGAAAUUUUUUAGACUUUCUGCAAUAUAUUUUUGGUUCAUUUUUCAGAGAUUGUUACAGUUGCAUGAGAAGAUCGAGUUUCUUAGUGGAUAUGUUUGCAAUUUCAAUUAUAUACUUGUAUUUGGAGGAAGUUUAUUUGAAAAUUGUAUUGAGAAGCUGAAUUUUUGAGGUAUUACUGCACAAUUGUAUUCUGUAAUCUUUACCUGAAGCAUUGAGAACUAGAGGGUUUCUUUUGGGAACAUCUGGGAAAGAUUUAGUUUCAUUGAUCCCCUGGUACAGUUUUUGAGGAAUAAUGGGCUAUAGAUAAUCACACUUCUCAGAAGGAUAUCAACUCUCAUAUGUAAGUUUUUUCACUCCAAUAUUUCAUCAGAAAAGUUAGGGGUUUGGAUGGAAGAUCGUAAGUCUUUGGAUCGAUUUUUCAAUGUCUGUUGUUAUGAUGGGCGUUCUGACAUCUGAGGAUUUGGGCUUAUGAGCAAUGUAUAUGCAUUAUGCUUUUUUCUGUUUAAUUGCAAAAAUUCUGUAAAUGAGAUUCAAAUUACAAGAGAAAAUAAAAGGAACAUUGAAAGUCUCUUUGAAGUCGAAAUUAUGAAUCUCUCAUCGCCUAAAGCAUUUACUGGAGUGUCCCUUCUUCCAAGGUCUGUAAUCUCCUUAUCCAUUGUGAUAAUUGUACUAGCUCUAUGCCUAAGUCUUACUUCAUUGCUCUUAAUUGCAUCACCACUUGGUUCAGCUGUUCAUGGCUAUCUUCUCGACAUCAACAUUAGUUCAACUGUUAAUACUCUGAGUAUGCCUAGGAAUUCACGAGUUCCUGAUAAAACCGCUGAUCUAACUCAAGAAACAAGAAAUAUUACCCAAGCAUUGGAAGAUGGGGGAAAACAGAUUGUUUACAAGGGUUCAGAAGGAGAUUCCAUUGAUCACUCAUCUUUCAGUGAUUCUGGGAAAUUGAGUUCUGGAGAUUAUGCAAAUAGCUCAUAUUCAGUAGAUGUUAGGGAAGGGGAGGGUGGUCUUAGUGUUUUAGGUAAUAAUUCAGGGAAGAAAUCUUCUUCUAAUGAUUCUGGAAAGGCUAAGAGUUUGCCUUAUGAUGCUGGUAAUUCUUUAAAAGCCAAUGCAACUGAACACUGGCCUUCUGAUUCCUUUAAUGGUUCAACAAAUGCUGGUUUACGUGAUUUUAUUAAUGGGUCGAUAACUUCUGGUAAUGGGGAAACGAAGGAGAGCCCAUUCAUUGAACAGUUGGGUGCAGGUUCUUCCAAGGACUUGGUGAAUGAAGGUUCAAUUGAAAAUGUUAAUUGUUCCAGUUCUGCAAUUGUUGUGGGUACAAUGGGGAACAAGGCUAAUGAAUCUCUCGUAUCUGGCUCUUUGAAAGAUUCUGCAAAGGUUGAUAUGGGUAAAUAUGCCAAUGACUCAACUUUUGCAAAUAGUAGUGUUGCAAUGAUCAACCAAACGGAAGAACCUCUAAGUUCUGUUUCGAAUCAGUCUGAAAAGUUUGAUUUAGGAGUGUGUGAUUUAUACCAUGGCAAGUGGGUUUACGAUCAGACUGGGCCAUUGUACACGAACAACACAUGCCCUGUUAUCACGCAAAUGCAGAAUUGUCAAGGGAAUGGACGGCCCGAUAAAGAGUACGAGAACUGGAGAUGGAAACCUCAUCAGUGCGAUCUUCCACAUUUUGAUUCCAAAAAGUUCUUGGAAUUAAUGCGGGGGAAGACACUUGCUUUUGUAGGUGAUUCUGUUGCUCGGAACCAAAUGGAGUCCAUGAUGUGCAUUCUCUGGCAGGUUGAAACCCCAAGGAAUCGAGGCAGCCGUAAGAUGCAACGCUGGUUCUUUCGCUCCCACUCAGUCACAAUUGUACGUAUCUGGUCGUCAUGGCUCGUCCACCAAAGCUCUGAGCCCUUCUCAUUCGCUCCUGCCGGCAUCGCAAAGCUCCAUCUCGACAAACCUGACGAAACCUUCAUGGACUUCCUCCCCUCCUUCGAUGUUGUUGUUCUCUCCUCUGGUCAUUGGUUCGCAAAGCAAUCAGCUUAUAUCCUAAACAAUGAAAUCCUAGGAGGCCAGCUUUGGUGGCCAGAUCCUAGUCGCCCCAAAAAGAUAGACAAUGUCCAAGCCUAUGGAAUUUCGGUCCAAACCUCUCUCUCCAGCAUUGCUGCUCACCCCAAUUUUACUGGCGUAGCCAUUGUUAGAGCUUAUUCUCCUGAUCACUAUGAAGGUGGGGAGUGGAACACUGGGGGCUCUUGCACCGGAAAAGUGAGGCCAUUGCGAGUGGGAGAAUUGGUUGAGAACUUGUUUACUGAGAGAAUGCACGCUCAACAAAAGGAGGGUUUUGAGAAAGCUCUAAAGAAGGGGAGCCAUGGGGCUUCAAGAUUGAGGUUCAUGGACAUAACAGAGAUGUUUGGGUAUAGACCUGAUGGGCACCCGGGCCCAUAUAGGAGCCCGGACCCGAACAAGAAGACAAAGCGGGGCCCACAUGGGGAGCCGCCUCCUCAGGAUUGCUUGCAUUGGUGCAUGCCGGGGCCCAUCGACACGUGGAAUGAACUUGUAUUUGAGAUCAUUCGGAGGGAGUUUGAGGGCAUCAGGUGAGAAAUUACUUAUUUUUUUGUAAUGUAUUUUAACAUUUUGUAUAAUUGAAUGCGUAUCCCACGAAAGAAAAUUAUACGUUAUCCUCAAUAUAUAAGAAGUUUGAGUCCAUGUCUGAAUUUGUAAGUGCCUGUUUUUGAGGUCUUAGAGAGGAAGAGGAACAGUUGUAAACUGAAGGUUGCAUUGUGGUAGAAGCUUGUGUUAUAUUU
Molecule: messenger RNA, 3192 nt
Organism: Amborella trichopoda
Lineage: Eukaryota; Viridiplantae; Streptophyta; Magnoliopsida; Amborellales; Amborellaceae
Product: protein YLS7
Cellular component (GO): Golgi apparatus
Molecular function (GO): O-acetyltransferase activity
Source: RefSeq, a predicted model, not a curated record